CCUAUAUAAAAACCAAAACCCUGAGUCCUCGCUUCUCGCUCCGCCUUUCACCUCCCCUUUUCGGCUCCUUCACCUGAGAACCAGCCAGGAAAACGCAAAGGUAAAGGAGCGCAGCCCAGCCCGGCCCGCUUGUUAGAGACUCUCACAAAGUCAACAUCUCAGCUUAUUACUACGAUCAGGAAAAAUGAUGAUUGAUCAGACACAAUAUCCCACUGUCGCUCAGAAGAUGGCUGCCAAGCUCCAUGCACCGACCACUGUUAAAGAUCUUCAAGCCUGUGAGGGUGGUUUCCAGAAGCCUUAUCUGCAUCAAAGAAAAUUUGCUUAUGGAAACUUUGCAAAUCCUGCAUUCAAAUAUCAGAUGCUACAGUCAUGUCAAGCAACACAAAACCUGUCUAUGAUAGCAUCAUAUGCAUCUCCAGUUUCUGUCCAAGCCCCCUCAGAAAAGGGAUUUGCCAGCUUUGCGAUUGAUUUUCUCAUGGGAGGGGUCUCUGCUGCUGUAUCAAAAACAGCUGCUGCUCCAAUUGAGCGUGUGAAGCUAUUAAUUCAAAAUCAGGAUGAAAUGAUAAAGGCUGGUCGGCUUUCAGAACCAUACAAGGGGAUUGGUGAGUGUUUCACACGAACAAUCCGGGAAGAAGGUGUCGUCUCUCUCUGGAGAGGCAACACUGCUAAUGUUAUUCGUUACUUCCCUACUCAGGCUUUGAAUUUUGCAUUCAAAGAUUACUUCAAGAGUUUGUUUAACUAUAAGAAAGACAGAGAUGGUUACUGGAAAUGGUUUGCUGGAAACGUGGCAUCAGGUGGUGCAGCUGGUGCUUCUUCCCUCAUCUUUGUCUUUUCCCUGGACUAUGCCCGAACUCGAUUGGCAAAUGAUGCCAAGGCUGCAAAGAAGGGAGGAGAGAGGCAGUUCAAUGGCUUGAUUGAUGUCUACCGUAAGACCCUUGCUACUGAUGGCAUUGCUGGACUUUAUCGGGGAUUCAAUCUUUCUUGUGUUGGAAUCAUUGUUUAUCGUGGUCUCUAUUUUGGACUAUAUGAUUCUGUGAAGCCAGUGGUCCUCACUGGCAAGUUGCAGGAUAGUUUCUUUGCUAGCUUUGCCCUUGGUUGGGUGAUUACGAAUGGUGCUGGCCUUGCGUCUUAUCCAAUUGAUACUGUCCGAAGAAGAAUGAUGAUGACAUCUGGUGAGGCAGUGAAGUACAAAAGCUCCCUAGAUGCAUUUACUCAGAUCGUGAAGAAUGAGGGUGUAAAGUCUCUCUUCAAGGGAGGUGCUGCAAACAUCUUACGUGCUGUUGCUGGUGCUGGUGUGCUUGCUGGCUACGACAAACUGCAAGUGCUUGUCUUGGGAAAGAAGUAUGGAUCUGGCGGUGGUGCUUAAGAGUUGGUUUUUUGUCCUCAAGAUUUUGAAGAUUAGGCAGUGAAAAAAUCUCCCAUGUCUGGGACCUUAACCAGGCUUUCUGAUUCAAUAAUUUGACCCCUUUACAGGUGUCACCCUGAACCUUUUUUUAUUAGACCGUUCAUCGCUUUCUACAUCUUAUAUUGUUGCAGCCGCGGAUGCAGUUGCUAGUUUUUGAGUUUCAAUUACUCAAGAGAGGCUUGUAUGUCAUGUACAAUGCCCGAAUUGCUUUCCAUAGUGAGAGAUACAACUGUGCAACUUUUUGGCCUUAUCAUCCUGGCAAGUGCAUACCUGAAAUUAUAUGCAUCAGUGUCUAAACUGCUGGGUCCUUUAUAUUUCGUACUA
Messenger RNA from Coffea arabica (coffee), 1729 nucleotides. Its product is annotated as ADP,ATP carrier protein 1, mitochondrial. Lineage: Eukaryota; Viridiplantae; Streptophyta; Magnoliopsida; Gentianales; Rubiaceae. Gene Ontology annotation, biological process: mitochondrial ADP transmembrane transport; mitochondrial ATP transmembrane transport. The record is from RefSeq and is a predicted model, not a curated record. Gene Ontology annotation, cellular component: mitochondrial inner membrane. Gene Ontology annotation, molecular function: ATP:ADP antiporter activity.